Molecule: messenger RNA, 2739 nt
Organism: Rotaria socialis
Lineage: Eukaryota; Metazoa; Rotifera; Eurotatoria; Philodinida; Philodinidae
Source: the annotation of a GenBank genome assembly
AUGAAAGCUCUGGAUGAUGCAGUAUCAUGUCCUAUCACAUUAUCACUAUUUCGUGACCCUGUUGUAGCCCAAGAUGGACAUACAUAUGAGAGAGCAGCUAUUGAAGAAUGGAUACGAAAAAAUGGUACAAGCCCUAUUACUAACAAACAGAUAUCAUUAGAACAUUUAGUUCCAAACUAUGCAAUAAAGAAAAUAGUUGAACAGUUUGAAAAUUCAUUGAAAAACAAAAAUUUCCAAUAUGUUCUUGAUGUGGAUGUGAAAAAGAAAAAAGGUCGACCGUUAUUUCAAACAUUUGGAAAAACUAUUUAUUCAGCAGAAUGGUUACCCGCUAAUGAAGGUCGUCCAGAGAUAAUAUUGCUAAAAAUAGAUGGUGCACGAGCAAAUAAAGAAGCUUCAUUUUAUGUAGAUCUUAGCCGCCAUACAAAUAUUGUUCGAACAUUUGGUAUAGUAAAUGACGAAGAUAGCAAUCAAAAUUCUAUUAUGUUAUUACAAGAGUACGCACCUGAAGGAAGUCUUUAUGAAGUACUGACCGAGAGAAAAAAACCACUGAGUGAAGAAAUUUUGAUUGAGAUAUUUUUGCAAGUGAUUGAUGCAAUGGCUUAUUUGGCAUUAAAUGGUGUGGUUCAUGGCGAUUUAGCAUGUCGUAAUGUACUUGUGUUUCGUUUGGACGAAAAUGAUCCAAGAAAUGUUGUGGUAAAAGUAACAGAUUUUGGAAUAAGUCGUUAUAGUAAAAUUUAUAGUCAAACUAGAACUGUUGCAAGGACAACACUUAACGUUAUUCCAACACGAUAUUGUGCACCGGAAGUACUUUCAACAGCUGUAACAGCAAAAGAUUUUACGGAGAAAUCAGAUGUAUAUUCCAUGGGUGUAUUAAUGUGGGAAGCAUAUUCUCGAGGUGUUGUACCUUGGGCAAGUGUAGCAAAUGAUGAGGAAGUUGUUCGACGAGUUAGAAACGGAGACAUGUUACCCAAACCAGAAAAUUGCAGUCAACAGUAUUGGAACAUUUUAACCAAAACAUGGAGUACACAGCCUAAUGAACGGCCAAAAUUUGAUCAAUUGAAACAACUUUUUCACAAGCAAAUGUAUCAGAGUACAGUUUCGGCAUCGGUAUCAACUUUACCACGCUAUCAUAGCCAAGUAGGCGUUAAUAAAGACAUUUCAACAGGCUCGUCAGCUAAUCACCAUCGCGUUGCCAAUAACGAUCCAAAUCAAGGUACUUCCACCGCUACAAAAAAACAAACUGCAACUGGUGAAAAAUUCCGUCAUAGUGAUAUGCUGGAAAAAGUUGUGCGACUCGGUAACAGUUCAUAUAAAAUCAAAGCUUACGUUCCAUGUGGGGGCAAACAAUUAUUUGCUCUUGAAGCUGAAAAGCCUGUAAGAGGCUAUGAUGGUAUCUGUCCGGCAUGUGGUAAACAACAUCUGAACCUAGCUGACUCACGUGGCUUUUAUGUCUCAGUCGAUUCAGUCUACCAAGUACUGGAACAAAAAAAGUUAGAAGAAGAACGUUUACAAGGCCGAAAAGCUAUUGAUCGCUUAGAGAGUGUCGAAGAUAAUCUACCUCCACUUAAGCUUCCAAUACUUGGCCAAAAUAAAGGUAUUGAAGGUGAUUCGAAUUCAUGCUACAUGGAUGCAACGAUUUUCUGUAUGUUUGCUUAUUCUAAUGUAUUCGAUUCAUUACUUAAUGUGGAAACUGAGAAAAAGCCUCUAAAACAAUUACAAAAGCUUUUGAGAGAAAAUAUUGUUCAUGUACUUCGAAGUAAAAUUGGUUUCGUUGAACGUGAUGCCCUAUAUCACUUACGAACUCAACUGAGUAAAGCAACUGGAGAUUCAACAUUUAAAGAUGUAGAAAAAGAUCCAACUGAAUUUUUGCGAGCACUUGAAGGACUUUUUAAUUUUGCACCACUAAAAACGAUCGCACCUGAUCAGCCACCAAAUGCGACGGCAUCAAAUAUAACAACAAAUAUCAUGUGGGAGAUGUUUGAUGCUAAUCCUAACAAUCUGCUUUCAACAAAUAUUGCCAGUAUAUUUCUUAAUUCACUUUCUGAAAUCCCGGCGAAGUUAGCUACCAUUCCGCCUUUUCUCAUUUUGGUUGCUCCUCGUCAUACACGUUCGGAACGGUCUUACCGUUAUAUUAUACCUGAUCGCCAAAUUGCACUUGACAACAGAAUUGUACAACUGGUAUGUCUCAAAUGCCAAUUAACAAAUCAUAAUCCCGAUAGAGCCAAUGAUUUUUAUUCGUGUGACUCAUGUUUUGCGAGAGAAUCUCCAUCAUUGAUUACACCAGACACUGAUGCCAAGAUAGUAUGUUACUGUUCAACAUGUCUAUCCAAUUUACAUAGAGAUCUAGGCAAAGAGCUCAUAAAUCAUAAUGCAAGACGAAUUCCUGUUGAGAAACAUAAACUUAAUUUAUUUGCUGUAUUAUGUAUCGAAGUAGCUCAUUAUGUUGCGUUUGUCAAAUGUCAAAAACAACAAGACCAACAUGAAUGGCUCUUUUUCGAUAGUAUGAGUGACCGAAUUCAUAAUGAAAAGAAUAUACCACUGGUGGACCGUGUACCUGAUUUUGAGAAAUGGAUUGAAACAGCGGGAAAAGAUAAAUACUUUUUUCCAGACUUAGAUGACCUUCGAAAGCAAGCACGACCAUCUUCGCAAAAAUUCAGUGAAAAUGAUAUGCGACGAUUACGUUUAUUUCGUGAUGGUGCUUUUUUCUUCUACGAAAAUUCAAGCGUUAAUUAUCAAUAA